AAACAAUCUCCGUGGGAGGCGACUGCAACCAGCGCAUUGUGCCAUGCCCUGGCGCUGGCGGCGCAGCUUUCCCCGGAGCCUGGCAGGGAUCCUGCUGUCCCGGGCGUGAGCGGAGCCCCGGGGGCCCCCGCGCUUCCAGGCCAUGCAGCGCCGAGCCGUGCAGCCCAGCCCCAGCCCCUGGGGACGGGCUCGGAGUCGCUAGGAGCCCAGCCCGCCGGUCUGGCAUGCGGGGUCCCCCCAGCCCUGGGGCUUAGUGGGGGGCGCCGCCAUGCGGGGUGCCCGGGAUGGGGGGCCGGCGCCGUGGCGGGCGCUGUGCCAGGAUAGCCGGGACCCCGAGCGCCAGAAGCACUGGGCCGAGCUCUUCGACCAGCUGGACACCAACAAGGACGGGCGGGUGGACAUCAAUGAGCUGCGGGAGGGCCUGGCACGGAUGGGCAUGAAUGCCAGCUCCCAAGCUGAACAGGAGAUCCUGCGCGAGGGCGACACGGACCAGGACGGCGAGCUGGACUUUGAGGAGUUCGUGUGUUACCUGCAGGAGCGAGAGCGCAAGCUACGGCUCAUGUUCCACAGCCUGGACCGCAACAACGAUGGCCACAUCGACGUGUCUGAGAUCCAGCAGACAUUCCACAGCCUCGGAGUCUACAUCUCUCUGCAGCAGGCAGAGAAAAUCCUUCAAAGCAUGGACAAAGACGGCACCAUGACCAUCGACUGGCACGAGUGGAGAGACCACUUCAUCCUCAACCCGCUGGAGAACAUGGAGGAGGUCGUCCACUACUGGAAGCACUCCAUGGUCCUGGACAUCGGCGAGUGCCUUACCGUCCCUGACGAAUUCUCCGAGAAGGAGAAGAAGACGGGGAUGUGGUGGAAGCAGCUGCUCGCGGGCGCCAUGGCUGGGGCCGUCUCCAGAACCGGAACCGCCCCGCUGGACCGGCUUAAAGUUUUCAUGCAGGUUCACGCCUCCAAGACCAACAACAUGAACGUGUUUGGGGGGCUGAAAGGCAUGAUCCAGGAGGGGGGCGUCUGCUCGCUCUGGCGUGGCAAUGGGAUCAAUGUGCUGAAGAUCGCUCCUGAGUCAGCCAUCAAGUUCAUGGCCUAUGAGCAGAUCAAGCGGGCGAUUCGUGGGCAGCAGGAGACGCUGCGGGUGCAAGAAAGAUUUGUAGCCGGCUCGCUGGCCGGUGCCACUGCUCAGACAAUCAUCUAUCCCAUGGAGGUGCUGAAGACCCGGCUGACCCUGCGGAAGACGGGUCAAUACUCGGGGAUGGCCGACUGUGCUAAGAAGAUCCUGCAGAAGGAGGGAAUCCGGGCCUUUUACAAGGGCUACCUGCCCAAUGUGCUAGGCAUCAUCCCCUACGCUGGCAUCGACCUGGCUAUCUACGAGACGCUGAAGAACAUGUGGCUUCAGAAGUACAGCAAGAACACAGCGGACCCCGGCAUCCUGGUGCUCCUGGCCUGCGGGACGAUGUCCAGCACCUGCGGGCAGAUAGCCAGCUACCCCCUGGCCUUGGUGAGGACCCGGAUGCAAGCCCAAGCCUCCAUCGAGGGCGCCCCGCAGCCCACCAUGCUGGGCCUCUUCAAGCACAUCCUGUCGCGGGAGGGGGUGCUGGGCCUGUACCGGGGCAUCGCCCCCAACUUCAUGAAAGUGAUCCCGGCCGUCAGCAUCAGCUAUGUGGUCUACGAGAACAUGAAGCAGGUGCUGGGCGUGACGUCCAGAUGAACCCGCCGGCCUGGCGGGGCACGGAUGCCCCUGCCCCAUGGCUUGCCCCCUGCCCCCUCGCUGCACUUUGGAGGCUGACGGAGCAGGAUCAGGGCCGGUGGGGGCUCCGGAUCCAGGAGCGUUAAGAGGGACGCUGAGAGCUCUCAGCUACAUCCCGCUCCCACACACACCCCUCCUCCGAUGCAGCGGGGCUGAGCCGGUCCAGAGGACCAAAUCCAGGAGCAACCCGGGGGCGUUGCCUCUGAGCGUGCCCGGAACCCCUCGCCCCAUCUCUGCCACUCAGAGCAUGGCUGCUGGGGGCACCCUUUGCCAGGGGAUGUGGGGGCUAGGAGCAGACCCGGGGCAUUGGGGGCGGUGGGGAGGGGAUUAAUACAAGGCUCAGGUUUUGGCUAAUUUUAGUUUGAGACUUGACAAGCUCCCCCCCCCAACUCCAGCCCCCAGCUCUGCUUAAGGGGGUAUUGCUCCUGGAAGCACAUGACACAUGCACAACCCCAUUCCCUGCAUGCUACGGCCUGGGGCAUGGCAUGUUUCCUGCACUGGGGGCUUUGCUGCCCCCCUCCUGCCCCCCAAGCACUCGCUGAGACAGCACGGUCAGGGGAUCCCAGGGGAGAGAGACUCUUCCAAUCAGCACUGACACUGGAUUCCAGGGGAGACUCCUCCAAUCAGCACUGACACUGGAUUCCAGGGGAGACUCCUCCAAUCAGCAUCCCCUGACUCAGUACUGACACUGGAUCCCACGGGAGAAUCCCUCCAAUCAGCACCAACACUGGAUCCCAAUGGAGAGUCCUCCACUAGCCACUCCCCCACCCAAUGAUACAGGACUCUGGGGGAAUCCUUCUAGAAGGACUCACCGACAUAGUGAUCCCACUGGAUCCCACGGGGGGUCCCCUCCUGUAGAGAGGGUCACCCCCCAAGUAGCGUUACCAGAGCCCAGCUGGACCCCCCUGCAACUCCCCCCAGCCCAGGCACUGCACCGGAUCCCCCAAGGGGCUGCAGCCUAAAACACACGUGCAUGUGCAUGGACCUUGCAAAAGGGGGAGGCCACAUGUGACUUGCCUGGGGGGCUACCUUGAAAGCAGGGCUAGCUCCAGCUCUUCCUCCAUGGCCACCCAUUGUCUCUCUCUGCCCCCGCCUAGGCAGGGGAGACCUGGCACUGGUAGCCUCUUCCCCUACCUGGGGGAAGCCCGGCAGCCUCAGAGGUCUCCCCUCCACACACCAAGCAGAUCUCCCUCUGCGCACCAGGGGAGACCCACUGGCCUCCUGGCACCUGGCGCCACGGGGCAGUGGUUGAGGCAGGGCGCGGCCCUGGCACAAUGGACAGGCUAAAAGCCGAGUGGUGUGGGCACGGCCCCACUGCGAGGCGGGACGCAGAGUGAGCCACACAACGUCCCCUGGCCAGGGUGGGGUGAGAUGCAGUGAGGGCUUGUGGCCCCAGUGUAGCCAAGCCCAGCCCGUGGGUUACCCCAGGGCAAUGUUGCCAGGGCAGAUGGGGGUGAAAUUCCACCCAAGAAAGGGGCAGUGCUGGGCAUGUGCAGACCAGCCGCUGUGACAUAUCCUAUCCAGCAGGGGGCAGCAUGGCAUGCACACAGCUGCCCUCCUACACCCACCCCUCUCUCCACACAAACGCACACGAGCCGCUCUGACAUAUCCCGUCCAGCAGAGGGCAGCAUUCUUCAACCCCAGUGAGUCCCCUGCCACUCGCAGCACGUAGGAGUGACAGGCCGUCCAGCAGGGGGCAGCGUUUUACACACACACACACACACACACACACACACACACGCUGCUCUCCCCUCCCCCAACCUUGGGCAGAGGUGCCAUUCUAACCUGCAGGGGGCAGCUUCACCCAGCUGCAUGCGCACUGCCCCCACGUAUACAUACUUGAGCACAUGUGAAAUUCCAUCCACUAGGGGGCAGCACCCCCGCCCCUCUCUUCAGCUCCCCUAGGGGGAGCCCCGGGGCACACAGCACGGAAAGCGUCGGCCUCUUUUGCACAGGGAGGGUUUUAACUCUGGCCCAUUACGGACUCUGCCUGGUUUUCUGUGGCCCAUGUGGAGGCCCCACCCCUCAGGUACCGAGACAGGGGAUUGCACCCCCUGUCCCCCACACCAGGGAGGGUGGAUCCCACAGACAGAAUAUUCUUGUGUUAUGAUUUUGCAUCGGGGUUUUCGGUAGAGCGCCCGCCUGCGGGCUCCCCGGCCGUUUCUUUGCAAUGGCUCCGCUGGGAUCCGCUUGGAUCCAGCAGUCACCAUCUCGACCCUCUAGCAGAUCCCUCCCCCCCAGACCUUGGACGCAGACAUUUUUCCGCAUCAGUCCUUGGCCGGCCUGCCCCUCUCCCGUCCUGCUGACGCCAGCUCUGAGCCAAGGCCCUGGGGGGGGGGGGGGGGGGGGGCGCGGGAGUGACAGAGCCCUUUAGUCCUGCGAGGGUGUCCUAGACUCCCUGGUGGAAGGGGGCCCCUAGAGAAGACCAUAAGAGCGGCCAUACCGGGUCAGCCCUAUGGCCCAUCUACCCCGGUGUCCUGUCUUCUGACAGUGGCCAGUGCCAGGUGCUUCAGAGGGAACGAACAGAACCGAGUGAUUAGCGAGUGAUCCAGCUCCUGGCCUCAGUGCUUAAUUUGCAAUGAAAGAGGUGCCCGCGCUCAAGCAAAAAUUUUGUUUUUACUUUCAUAACUGACGCAGCAAGCCCAGGGGGGCCGGGGCUCUGAACGGCCGAGCCCAGGGGGGCCGGGGCUCUGAACAGCCGAGCCCUGGCACAAAUUGAGCACUGCCGGUUGUCCAGUCUCUGCUUCUGGCAGCCAGGACUGAGCGGAGUGUGGGAUUGAUUUGUGUUUGAAGGGGGGGCAUCAGUGGGGUGAGCUCCCCCAGUAAAACCAGAGCAGAAGUCUGGGUGGAACACCCCCCCCCUUCACCAUCCCCCCGAGCUGGGUCAUUGGCUGGGACCAAACCUGGGACUGAUGCAAGCCCCUCUGCUAAUUAAGCCAAAGGACUGUUUUGCUCACUCGCAGUAGCUGACUCCUGAGCCGCCAUACAAAAUCUGACCACUAGAGAGCAACAGAGAGACUGUUCGCCUGGGGCACUCCCAAGCAAUAUUUGCAGAGCCUGGGGGGGUGCAGCGACUGGGGGGCUGGGCGUCAGGAAGGAGUCCCCCUCCUUCCUCUGAGAGUGUGGGGCUGUGUAUGGGCAGGCUGUGGGGAGGGGCCUGCUCCCAGAACGUAAGAGCAGGUGCUGAGCAGUUGAGGACUGGGGAAGUUGUGACAUGGGUGGGGAAGGAGCCCAUUUGGGGUGGGGAGGGGGAGCGAGACACUGCAAACUCCUGGCACUGUUUGAAGCUUAUUAUUAUUGCUUUAAUCUUAUUUAAUUCCCCCCUUCCCCGCUCGAGGUUCGCGUGAUGAGAGGCACAAAGGGUUAAGGAGAUAGUAGGGGGCAGAGGCAGGUUCUUGGAGGGGGCCAGAAACAGCCCCUCCCAGUGUGGGGCAGAAGAAUAACAGCCCUCCCCCAGUGUGGUGCAAACAGGCUUCCCAAGGGGCAAUUGGUCCCUCUCCCGUAGGAGGCGCUGUGAGCACCUGGGGCGGGGCAGAGUUUGAGUUUCGCCAUCCUAGCAUUUCCCCUUGGAGCUGAGGACGCCUGACCCCAUCCGGAGCCAGCACCUUUGCUCCGUGGUGCCUUGCGUGGUGGCCAGUAACCGGUGGGAAGAGCACGACACUCGCCCCAUCUCAGCGGGGCCUGGCGCUGCCCCGCGCCCGCCUGCCGAUGUGCUGGCUGCAGGGCUGGCUGGUAGGCCCGACUCUGCGCCCGGGGGGCUGCCACUUCAAAGGGAAAAAAGAGCUAAUAAAGUUUUCUAAACUUU
This is a messenger RNA of Chelonia mydas (Green sea turtle), 5558 nucleotides long. RefSeq names its product solute carrier family 25 member 23 (gene SLC25A23). The record is from RefSeq and is a predicted model, not a curated record. The transcript is spliced from 10 exons. Gene Ontology annotation, biological process: transmembrane transport. The coding region runs from base 269 to 1714 and encodes 481 amino acids. Lineage: Eukaryota; Metazoa; Chordata; Testudines; Cheloniidae. Gene Ontology annotation, molecular function: calcium ion binding; ATP transmembrane transporter activity.